AAAAUAAGCCAAUGAAAUACAGAUGCGGAGCACCUGGCCACGAAAUCGAGAGAAAACCAGUAGCGGCAAGCUCUUUCGAGAGGAAGGUACCACCAUGGUUAAAAGAGUCGUAGUAGCGACAAUUUUAGGGUUGUGUGCGUUUAUUGCAGCUGAGCACGACCACCAUGCUCACAUCCACAAGGAAAUGGAGGCUGACGGCAUCGUCCCCACCAUCCUCCCCACCGCCCCCCACGCCCACCUCCACAUCACCUACCCCAACGGCAAAAAGGUGCACCUAGGGGAAGAGCUCACUCCUUCGGACGUCAAAGACGAGCCCGCCGCCAAAUGGGACUCCAACCCCCAAAAGUACUACACUUUGGUCAUGUUCGACCCCGACGCCCCCAGCAGGGAGAACAACACCUUCGCGGACGUCAAGCACUGGCUUAUCGGGAACAUCCAAGGCGGCGAUUUGAGUACCGGUGACGUCAUAGCGGAGUACUUUGGGUCCGGGCCACCCAAAGGCACCGGUCUGCACAGAUACAUUUUCGUGGUUUACGAACAAAAGGAUAAAUUGACGUUCGAUGAACCCAAAAGCGGGAAACUAUCAAGGGCUCAUCGCCUGAAGUGGUCGUUGAAAGGGUUCGUGGAGAAGUACGACCUAGGAGACGCCCUAGCCGGGGAUUAUUUCAAAGCCCAAUGGGACUCCUACGUGGACGAGAGGAACAAAUUUGUUAGUAAGGUUUAGUUUAUCUGCUUGUUGUCAUUGUUUUAUCAAUAAAUGGAUGGCGUCGUGGAA
This is a messenger RNA of Zophobas morio, 775 nucleotides long. RefSeq names its product protein D3-like. The transcript has 3 exons. NCBI's taxonomy places the organism in Eukaryota, Metazoa, Arthropoda, Insecta, Coleoptera, Tenebrionidae. The coding region runs from base 23 to 724 and encodes 233 amino acids. The record is from RefSeq and is a predicted model, not a curated record.